GUGUAGCACAAAACCUUCAAGAUGGCGGCGCCCAUGAAUACGAAAAGUAAACUCGUACAAGAUUGAAUACUACGAUCUAGAAGUGAAUACUGAGGAUGUGUUAGAAAAGUUGUGAGCAGUGUGAAACUUAAAAAGCUUACAACAUGACUGAGGCACAAGGGCGACAGCCAUGGAAAUAAGGAUGUAACACAACAUAUAGCUGGCCAAAACUUACAGCUGUAAGGACACAGACUAUAUUUGAAUCCCACUACUAAAUCUCUCACCAUGUCGAUGAUAGACACUUGGGUAAAUGAUAAACUGCACGAUAUCCUUGGGAUAUCAGACAAGUACAUUGGCCAGUAUCUGAUUGGGCUGGCCAGUAAGGCUGCCAGCUCUGAUGAUUACAUUGAAAAGCUGAAGGAGACAAAGACAGUGGAUAUUGAUGCAAACAUGGAGAACUUUGCCAAGGAACUUUGGUCCAAGGUCCCUAGAAGACAGCAAGGAGAAAAGCUAGCCAGGAUCCAGGAAAGGGAAGCCAUUGCUCUACAAGAAAGGAAUAGAAGCUACAAGCUGGUGUCAGAGGAUGAGGAAGAAGAGGAAUUUGUUAUUCCAGCCAAAAAAUCUAAGAAAGAUAAGAAAAAGAAAAGAAACAUUAGAAGAAAGACAGAGUCGGAUGAAAGUGACAGUGAUGGAGAGAGAGAAAAAAGACAGCAGAAAGUUGAAGCUGAGUCAUCAGAAGAUGAGUUUGACAGAGAGGAGAAAGAAAGACUGCUUGACCAGAAAGAAAAGGAUGAGUUUUCUAACCGUCUGAGGACAAAAGAUAAAGAAAAAACAAGGAAUGUAAUGUCAAAGUCAGAAAAAAAGGCCUAUGAAGAAGCCAAAAAGAGGCUGCAGCUCGAGUCUGAAGACAAGAAAAAAAUAGUUCCUGAGCUAAGAAAACAAUCACGAAGAGAAUAUUUGAAGAAGCGCCAAGCUGCGAAAUUGGAGGAUUUGGAAGCAGAUCUCAUGGAUGAAGACUAUCUGUUCAGUGAUCUCAACCUAACAAAACGGGAGAAGGCUGAGCAGGAGUACAAAAAGAAUGUCCUAAAGUUGGCCAAGGAACAUAGGAGGGCCGGGGAUGUGGAGAAAGUGAACAGAUACUACAUGCCUACAGGGGAUGAGAAACCUGAAAACCGAUUUGUAGAAGAUGAGAAUGAGAAAGGGUUGAAUUAUGAACAGAAGAGGUGGGAGGAAGAGCAGCUCCACGCUGCCACUCUCAAGUUUGGAGCCAAGGAUGCCAAGGCUAAGAAAAAGGAAAAAGAAUAUGAUUUUGUAAUGGAUGAAGAGAUAGAGUUUAUCCAGGCUAUUCCAAUGGCUGGCACUAGAGAUAAGGAAGAUGAACCAGAGCUGUCAGAGCGACAAAAGAAGAAGAUGACAAUAGAAGAAACGCGUAAAAGUCUUCCAAUCUGGCCGUUCAGGGAGGACCUUCUGAAAGCUGUGGAGACAUAUCAGGUGCUGAUUAUAGAGGGCGAGACUGGAAGUGGAAAGACCACCCAGAUUCCACAGUAUUUACAUGAGGCUGGUUACUGUAAGGAUGGUAUGAAGCUGGGCUGCACUCAGCCUAGGAGAGUGGCUGCCAUGUCAGUGGCUGCCAGAGUGGCAGAGGAAAUGGGAUUUAAACUGGGGAAUGAGGUUGGUUACAGCAUCAGGUUUGAGGACUGUACUUCAGAGAGGACUGUCUUGAAGUACAUGACAGACGGAAUGUUGCUGAGAGAGUUUCUGGGAGAACCUGACCUAGCCAGCUACAGUGUUCUGAUCAUAGAUGAAGCUCACGAGAGGACUCUCCACACAGAUGUGUUGUUUGGUCUGGUCAAGGACAUCGCCAGGUUCAGACCAGACCUCAAACUGCUCAUCUCCAGUGCUACACUUGACGCAGAGAAGUUUUCUAUGUUUUUUGAUGAUGCUCCAGUAUUCAGAAUCCCAGGGAGAAGAUAUCCCGUGGACAUAUAUUACACAAAGGCCCCCGAGGCUGACUAUAUAGAUGCUGCAGUGGUCUCAGUACUACAGAUCCACUGCACUCAGCCAGUGCCAGGAGAUAUUCUGGUGUUUCUGACAGGACAGGAGGAGAUUGAGACUGCUAAUGAGAUGCUUAUGGAGAGAACUAAGAAGCUGGGGUCCAAGCUAAAAGAGCUGAUCAUCCUGCCUAUCUACUCCACACUGCCCUCAGAUAUGCAGUCCAAAAUAUUUGAACCAACACCACCUGGUGCCAGAAAAGUUGUACUGGCAACAAACAUUGCAGAGACAUCUCUUACAAUAGACGGCAUUACCUUUGUGAUAGAUGUGGGUUUCUGUAAGCAGAAGAGUUACAAUGCAAGGACGGGCAUGGAGUCACUGGUGGUGACACCUAUAUCUAAGGCAGCAGCCAAUCAGAGAGCAGGAAGAGCUGGGCGUGUAUCUGCUGGGAAAUGUUUCCGCCUGUACACAGCUUGGGCAUACAAGAAUGAACUGGAAGACAACACUAUUCCUGAGAUCCAAAGAACCAAUUUAGGAAAUGUGGUUCUACUCCUCAAGAGUUUGGGGAUCAACGAUCUGAUCCACUUCGACUUCAUGGACCCCCCUCCACACGAGACCCUUGUUCUGGCCUUGGAGCAGCUGUAUGCUCUGGGAGCACUGAACCACCGAGGAGAGCUGACCAAGCUGGGGAGGAGAAUGGCUGAGUUCCCUGUGGACCCCAUGCUGUCUAAAAUGAUUUUGGCCUCUGAAAAGUACAAAUGCUCUGAGGAAAUCCUCACCAUCACAGCCAUGCUGUCGGUGAACAACGCCAUCUUCUACCGUCCCAAGGAUAAGAUUGUUCAUGCGGACACGGCCAGACAGAACUUCUUUGUGCCUGGGGGAGACCAUCUGACGUUGAUGAAUGUCUAUACACAGUGGAUGGAGACGGAUUAUUCCACCCAGUGGUGUUAUGAGAACUUCAUCCAGCACAGAUCCAUGAAGCGUGCCAGGGACGUGAGAGAGCAGCUGGAGGGAUUGAUGGAGAGAGUGGAGAUAGAGCUUCAGUCCAAUAAGGAAGACACUGUUGCCAUCAGGAAGGCCAUCACGGCUGGGUUUUUCUACCACACAGCUCGUCUUAGUAAAAGUGGCCAGUAUAAAACUGUCAAGCACCAGCAGACAGUGAUGGUCCACCCCAACAGCAGUCUGUUUGAGGAACAUCCAAGGUGGCUGAUCUACCAUGAGCUGGUACUCACCACCAAAGAAUUUAUGAGACAGGUGAUAGAAAUUGAGAACCAGUGGUUGUUGGAAGUGGCCCCUCACUACUACAAGGCUAAGGACCUGGAUGACGGAUCACAUAAAAAGAUGCCUAAACAGACUGGCAAGUCCAAGGCUGAGAUGACACGGACUUAUUGAGAUAAUAUCAGGGGCAGUCACCACGUAAUCCAGAGUUAGGAAAACAAAUUGUAUACUGAUAGGUAUCAGAGAUGAAACUGAUGAAACUAAGCACUUUUAUUACAGUGCUGAAACAUACAAAAAGAAAGUUUAAGUUCUUAGAAUACCAAAAGAAAAACAAGACAAGAGAUUCAGUUGGACCCGAAAGGCUUCUGUAUGUUCGAAAGCUGGCCAAGUAACUGAACGGGUAUGAGAGACAUAUUCAGGAAUGAAUUGAUUAUAGCAGGACAUGAAAAAACAUAAAUAUUAAAAAAAAUAAUGAGAAAUACAGGUGUGAUAUUGUUUGCAUGUAGCAAACAUCCAAACUAAGGCCUGGAAUGAUUAGGAAACAUUAAUGAACACACUUCCUAGCAGUUGGCUGUAGACAGUUGAUUUAUUAUCUAAGACAUACAUGUAUAUUGUUUAUAUAAGUACAGAGUGCAUCUUGUACAUAUAAUAUUACUGUACCAUGUACAUAUACUAGCACAUAAGAAUCUAAAAUACAUGGAAAAUGUCCAUAUAUAAUGUAUCUUUGAAAUUAAAUGAUUUUCAAAUUU
Messenger RNA from Lingula anatina, 3938 nucleotides. RefSeq names its product pre-mRNA-splicing factor ATP-dependent RNA helicase DHX16. Gene Ontology annotation, cellular component: intracellular anatomical structure; catalytic step 2 spliceosome. Lineage: Eukaryota; Metazoa; Brachiopoda; Lingulata; Lingulida; Lingulidae. The record is from RefSeq and is a predicted model, not a curated record. Gene Ontology annotation, molecular function: RNA binding; helicase activity; ATP binding.